Messenger RNA from Phymastichus coffea, 2433 nucleotides. RefSeq names its product sarcoplasmic calcium-binding protein (gene CBP). NCBI's taxonomy places the organism in Eukaryota, Metazoa, Arthropoda, Insecta, Hymenoptera, Eulophidae. The record is from RefSeq and is a predicted model, not a curated record. Gene Ontology annotation, molecular function: calcium ion binding. The coding region runs from base 1567 to 2424 and encodes 285 amino acids. The transcript is spliced from 6 exons.
AUUUUAAUCUGGGACUUGAUUUUUGAAUAAUAUUGGCUAAGAUGCUUCAAAGAUCUUACGAGAUAAAACCUUAAAAUGCAGAAAGAUCCAUAAGAAUACUUGGCAAAGUAAGAAAGUUUUAUAAAAAUUAGUGUGUUGUAGAUGCGGUUGCUUUGUUAGUAGUCUCUUAUCAAGAGUGUUCUAUAAUAGUAAAAUUUGAUAGCUCUUCAGCCUGACUUUAGUCGGGCGCAAACGUGCACACGGGGCUGAAAUGACUAUCUUGCACGUGCAUCUAACUUUAUUUUUCGAUACAAUGUCUGUUGGACGAGAUUUUAAGUAUGCUCGAUUUCUCGAGCGCGUCAUUAUCUGUGUAGUAUAGCGCGCGCGUGCUUAUCGUAUAUUUUACUGUUGACUGGGUCGUAGUCGGUCGUCUUCUUUGCUUGCAUAAUUGUUUAUUAUUUAACGCCUCGGUUUACCAAAUUAUAAUCUCAAGCUUCUUCUUAUAUUUUCAUACGCUGGCAAAAAAGUCAAUACUUUUAUCAAUUGUCAUUGAUAUUGGUGUCGUGGCUUCAUUAAAAAUACGUCGCAAUUAUACGAUCAUCGAUAAUAUCAGAACAACGAAUAGACAGUUGCAGUUACAAUGUAAAUAUUAUCGUGCAUAUCAGCUGACUGCCGAUAAGUGUCAGGUGCACCAAGGUGCGUUUCGCGUUGGGUCGCCCUCGGCAGUCCUUUCGAGUGUUGUCGCGCCGAGCGAUUAGAAACGGAUGUUAAAAAUAGAUCGCUUCCACCUGUGUGACUCUGAUGCUGAGCGAUCGUCAAUCAGCGCACAGAGAUGAAUAAAGAACGCGAGGUUGCGCGCACUGCCUCGUUACGUGCCGAGGCGCACACUCGCGAACACUGUCUCGUGAAAAACAACAUUGUUCACCUCGAUACUGUUAUCGUUUGACCGCCCCUUUCUCCCCGUCGACUUACGCGUCUGAUUUGCGAGUGUGCCAAAUUCUUAUCGUCAUCUGUUGUCACGAGCACGUGAAAACACCGAGUUUAUGAACUGCCAAGCGUCCGUAACUAGAUAUAUCAUUGCAAAAGCGUAGGACGCGUCGGGAGCGCGCCGACGGCGGUAUCCGCUGCCCCAUGAUGGCCAGCCGAUGGGCUGCAUGGCUCUGUCGUGCCGAACUCACGCUGUGCGUCGCAUUAUCGCGCUGCGUCACAACAAAGGCCGAUCCGCGGUUGCAACGGAUAAGUGAGUCGUGUCUGAGAAACUGCACGUCCCGUGCGGCGUCGGCACACGCGCGCGCCAGCGAUCGCACCGACGGUGGGGAAAUCGCGAGAAAGGGCGGCUUUAUGGUGGCAACCAGGUUGGUGGGAGAGACCGGCGCCGCUUUUUAUACGGAAAGGGGGACGUGCGACCAGCUACAGUGUUCCACGACAGACUCGACAGGCAGCAACUCGCGAAUCUAGCUUGAUUUGUUUUUCAAUCGACGACCCAGCGAAACUUCAAUUCGUUGAUUUUUGCGUCUGCGAUCGAAAUUGGUGCUCCGAAAUUGUCCGAAAACCAAACUCGUCGAACUUGGAAGAGGAGUAGUCAGAAUGGCAACGGUGCUGAUGAGGAUGGGCCUUCGCCAGGCCUUCCUUGGUAAGAACCUGAUGGAGAGGAAGUUAGUGCCGGCCGUCUGCAGUGGCUUUCUGGAGAACGACGCAGCCAUUUCGCAGGACGCCAUUCACGUCUUCGCACCGAAGGUCCGGCAAUACAACGCCAUGCGUCAGAUGAGUAGCGGUACCCGUAAAGUUCAUCACGCUCAAGCGUCCAAAGCGGCCGCGCUGGACGAGGAGAAGAGUGAUCACGAGAGCGACAGCGGCAGCGGCAGCGACAGCGACGACGAUGGCCCAAGGAAUCGCGAAUCUGCUAGGGCUCGCUCACACUUCUGGAGACGGAAGAUGAGGACGCUACAUAGUCACUUGGAUGUUAACAAGGACGGAUGGCUUAGUUACGAUGAUUUCAAGCUACUCGGCGAGAGAUUCGCCAAACUGGGACAUCUAACUGUCCAGCAAAAAGAAGAGUUUCAGGCUGUAUUAAGACAAAUGUGGGAAGAACAGUGGGGUGCAAUUGACAAGUACAAUCUCAUUGACGUUGAGAAGUAUCUCACAGAAAUGCACCACGUUCUCGAGGACAAAUCUCUGAGAAAAAAAGUUCACUCGUUCCUGCCGUUCUUAUUCAAAGCGGUAGACAAAGACAACAGUGGAGAAAUUUCGGUCGAAGAAUUUAAACUCUUCUUCAAAUGUUUAGGAAUGGAAAACGACGAUGCAGUCGUUACUUUCACUUAUAUCGACAUCAACGAAGAUGGAAAGCUCAGCAUGAAAGAGUUUGUCAAACUAGGUCGAGAUUUUUUCCUCACUGACGACCAAACAAAGCCCAGUAAACACUUUUGGGGACCAUUAGUCGAUUAAUUCUUAAUG